AUGGAGAAGAACUCUGAAAUGACCAACGUCUCCACGGUGGCUGAGUUCCUCCUCCUGGGCUUCUCUGACAUCCGGGAGCUGCAGCUGGUUUAUGCCACGCUGUUCUUCUUUGUCUACCAAGUGGCUCUUCUGGGAAAUCUCCUCAUUGUUGCUGUCACCACUCUCAACCAGCGUCUCCACACCCCCAUGUAUUUCUUUCUCAAGAACCUGUCCUUCAUAGACCUCUGCUACAUUUCUACUACAGUUCCCAAAUCCAUUGUCAACUCCUUAAUCGGUGACAGCUCUAUCUCUUUCCUGGGUUGUGUCUCACAGCUCUUCCUAUUGGUCUUGUUUGCUGCUUCAGAGUUUUUUGUCCUCACUGCAAUGUCCUUCGACCGCUGUGCUGCCAUCUGCUCCCCCCUGAGCUAUGAGCUCAUCAUGAACAAAACAGCCUGUAUGAUCAUGACAGCAGUGUCAUGGCUCAGUGGGUGUCUGUUUGGAGUCUUGUUUUCAGCUUCUACCUUCUCCCUGACCUUUUGUGGGUUCAAUGCUGUUCAGCAGUUCUUCUGUGACGUCCCCCCUCUGCUGAAGAUCUCCUGCUCUGAGGACCACGUUGCCAUAGAUGUGAGUGUAGCUACUGCAAUAGUCUUAGAUGCCAUCUGUUUUUUUUACAUCGUCUUCUCUUAUGUCCGCAUCUUCUCUGCCGUGCUGAGGAUGCCGUCUUCUGAGGGCCGGGCCAAAGCCUUCUCCACCUGCCUGCCCCACCUCGCCGUCAUCACGUUAUUUGUCUCUACAGGUGUAUUUGCCUAUCUCAAGCCACCUUCAUACUCACCCUCAUCGCUGGACCUGCUAGUAUCCGUGUUCUACACCGUGGUGCCCCCCACCCUUAACCCCAUCAUCUACAGCCUGAGAAACAGGGACCUGAAGGCUGCCAUGGGCAGGAUCCUAAAGGGGACAAUCCCCCUGCAUUCUCUCUGGAACAAAAUGUUUGUUUCCUUGUGUGAAUAA
Messenger RNA from Ornithorhynchus anatinus (platypus), 987 nucleotides. RefSeq names its product olfactory receptor 14A16-like. Gene Ontology annotation, cellular component: membrane. The record is from RefSeq and is a predicted model, not a curated record. The transcript has 2 exons. The coding region runs from base 1 to 987 and encodes 328 amino acids. Gene Ontology annotation, biological process: G protein-coupled receptor signaling pathway. Lineage: Eukaryota; Metazoa; Chordata; Mammalia; Monotremata; Ornithorhynchidae. Gene Ontology annotation, molecular function: G protein-coupled receptor activity; olfactory receptor activity; odorant binding.